AUGGCUAGCAUUGUUAGGCAAGACUCAGCAAGUUGUUGGCUCAUUAAGAAAAUCUUUCUGAGGCUGGCAAGAGUCUGCCAGUUUUUACCAAAAAGAAAUAGCUAUCAGAGUCUGGAAUCAGCAUAUAGACCACCAAUACCAACCUGGCCAACAGAAGAGACAGAAACAAUUGGUGAAAACCGUCCACUUUUAACUUCUUACAAUGAAGAUGUAUUUGCUAGUCGACUGCAAGCUGGUGAUGAUGAAGCACAUGAUCAUCCAAAUCAAGCAGCCAUUGUGUCAAGAUUGCCAAGUCAUCGUGCUUAUUGUUGUGAUGGGGGAUAUACCUUAACCCGAACUUUAGCAAAGAAACGGAAAUCUCGUAAAAGUCAGAGGGGUGGUGAUGGAGUAAGUAACAGUGGAACGUUAGUAUCUCAAUCUGUGUCCAGAACUCUAGGUCGUCAGUUGACAUUAAAUCGAUCAGGUAUCGAGUUAUUUGAUGAUGAAAUUGAUUAUUUAUCACCAGAAGAACAGAGAGAAAGUCUGAGGUCCAUGGUGGCUAAACUGUCAGUUAAAAGAAAGUUUAUUAGAAGUCACGAUAAAGUUUUCUAUGUUUACUUAUUGAAGAUCAGUGAAAUACUAUCUUAUACAAUGUCAAGAUAUAGGGGUUAUGGAGAGUCAUCCAGGUAUGGUCAGGAUAACCAAUGGAGAGAAGAUUUAGCCCCUGAUUAUGACGAUCAACCAAGUAGAACUAAUAACCGCCAAUAUUCUAAUAUUGACAAUAGUAGAAGUGUAACUAGAGGUCCACAAUUUCCUCAACCACUUGAUAAUAAUGAAAACAACUAUUUAAAUAUGUAUACAAAUUAUCCUGAACAAUUUAGCCAGUAUCGAUCUGGGAAACAGCCAAUCAGAGAAAACAAUGUUGAUAGCAGACGUGUAAAUAACUUGAGAGAAAGAGAUGAAUAUGGUCCACAACAGCCCUCUUCAGGUGUAAAUGAUAGAAGGGAACAUCAUUCACCAAGAAGACAGGAUUACCCUGAAGAUGAUCCUCCUCAAGAUUAUCUAGAACCCCACGUUCUAAACUAUGAAGAAAGUUUUCCAAACUAUAAUGGGAGCAUUAAUGCAGCCUAUCUGCCUGAUAUUGACUCAAGUGGUAACAAUAUACAAGACUAUUCACAUGAUGGGGGAAAUAAUUUGAGAUAUCGCAAAUCAGGAGGUUUAUAUCAAAAACAUCUGCAAGGCAGACGUCGAAAUAUGUCUGAAAGGGUGGAAGAGGACAGAGUUUCUAAAGAACGAUUACGAGAUGUGUUAGCUACUAUAAGAAUUAAAGGUAAGAAGGUAUAUAGAGGUGAUGAAGAUGAACAAGAUAGAGAAGAAGAAGAAGAACAGCAUGGAUUACCAAGCCUAGCUAGGAUUAAACCGAAAUCUCUUCAUGAAAAAUUACAGGCCAAGGAUGCAACUACUACUGAUCUAGCUGAAGGACUGAGAGAUUUAGAUGAAGAAGAUGGUUUUAAGUCAGUAAAACAUAAAUUUAAACAGUCUUGGCAAAGACAAAAAGCUGAUAUAAAAGGCUAUUUUUAUCAGUUUGAAUUAUGGGCUAGUACUUUUAAAGAAAUUGAAGGUAAAUUUGGUACAGCUACGGCAUCCUACUUUCGCUUUACAAGAUGGCUGAUGUUUUUAAAUAUUUACAUAUUUUUGAUAACUGUACCUGUGAUAGUUUUACCAACAUUUUUUUCAUCCAAUCAGAAUUUUGUCGGUAGUUACAAUGUAACUAAUGGAGAUGAUAAUGGAACCUCAGUAUUUUUUGGAAUAGAAGAAGCUGUAAAUUGUAGCCAUGCCUAUAAUGAUCACAUUAGAAAUUUUGAGAAAGACACCUUGGAGAAAGUUUUGAAUUUUUUCAAGGGAGCAGGAUGGAUGGAAAAAACUCAUUUAUUUUAUGGUUUAUAUUUCAAUUUAACAUUUACUACUGAUGAAAAUGAAGUUCAACAUUUUAACAUUGGUUUAGCUUAUUUAUUAGCAAUUGGCAUCACAUUUUUAAUUAGUUUUAUACUUAUUCUUAAAAAUUCUGGUAAAAGUGUUAAAGAAGGUGUUAUAGAUCAAGAAGAAUCCAACACUCUGUAUUGUAAUAAAGUAUUCAGUGCUUGGGAUUUUUGUAUUUUUAAUGAAAAAGCUGCCAAAGUUAAACAUGCUAAUAUAUCCUAUGAAUUUAAGGCUGAUUUAGAAGAACAGAGAUUAAGAUUAAGAAGAGCUGAUCGCUCUGCUAGAGAGAGAUAUAGACUCUAUGCUGUUAGAUUUUUUAUCAAUAUAUUUGUUAUUGUUGUACUUGGUGCUUGUUUAUAUCUUAUCUACUGGACAACAGAAAAACUUUUAGAACUGAAUAAAAAAGAAGAUUUAGGAGAAUUUUUAAACUUGGUGAUAGAAUUUUUACCAUCAUUAACUAUUACACUAUUAAAUGUUAUCAUCCCUCUAAUCUUCUCUUAUAUUGUCACUCCUGAAGAUUAUAGUCCAGUAUUUGAGUUAAAAAUAACAUUAUUUAGAACAGUAUUAUUACGUUUAGCAUCGUUGGGGGUAUUAGUAUUUUCAUUAUAUUUUCAACUGGUAUCAGUAGAGAAUGCUAAAUGUAUCCCUGAAACAGGUGUUUGUUGUGGUAAUUAUCAGUGGACCAAUACAAAUGAUAAAGGCAGUAUUAAAUGUUGGGAAACUUACAUUGGUCAACAAUUUUAUAAGUUGGCUUUAUUGGAUUUUGCUGUCGUCCUGAUUGUUACAUUUGUAUAUGAGUUUCCCCGAACUUUAAUUUACAGUAAAUAUAAUCAUAAAAAAUUAUUACAACAGAUUGGUGAACAAGAAUUUGAUUUACCUAAAAAUGUAUUAGAUAUUGUUUAUUCUCAAACAUUAUGUUGGUUAGGAAUGUUUUUCUGUCCAUUAAUACCACUCAUCACUAUGUUAAAAUGUUUUAUUAUUUUUUAUGUUAAAAAGUUAUCUCUGAUAAAGAAUUGUGUUCCUACAAAAAGACCCUACAAGGCAUCCCGCUCAAACUCAUUUUUUAUGACAGUAUUAUUGAUAUCAUUUAUAUUAUCAGCAGUGCCAUUAGGUUAUAUGUUAGGAAAUAUUCCACCAUCACAGAGUUGUGGACCUUUCCGAGUUUAUAGUGCACCAGAUUAUGUCAUGUUUAAUUCUAUAACUGAUGAAAUCGGUACGUGGCCAAAUGCAGCUAAUCAAGUCUUUUCGUUUAUGGGUACUGUUGGAUUUUUCGUACCAGCAAUGAUUUUAUUAUGUUUGGUAAUGUAUUAUUAUUGGGCAGCAGCACAAGGUUAUAAGAAAAAACAGGAGUUAUUAAAAGAACAGUUGAAAUUGGAUGGAAGAGAUAGACAGUAUUUAUUAGCCAGAGUAAAUGAAGUCAUAAAGAAAGGAGAUUUGAUGUCAGAUACAACAAUAACUUCCUAGCUCAACACUCUACAGUGUCUUUUUAGUCUUUUUAUGCAACAUGUCAAUUAUAAACAUUAUUCUGUGAUAUUACACGAUUUUUAACUUGCAUGUCAUAAUACUUACUCACUGAAGACAGAGUUGUUUUCAAAAAAGUAAGUCUAAAUUAUAUUAAUGAAAUCAAGUACUUGUAUGAUGUUAAUAUUUAGCCUUAAUUGACAAUCUGUAUCAACAAAGUAAAUUGAUAUUGUAUGAAUCAAAUCAAGUAUGAUUUUAUCAAAAUUUUGUGAUAUUUAGCUGUAAUUUAAAUUGUAUGAAUCAGACCAAGCGCUUGUAUGAUUUUAUCACAAUUAUUUUGUGAUAUUUGGCCUUAAUUGGCAAACUUUAUCAACAAAAUAAAUUGAUUAUGUCAUAACUUGUAUGAUUUUGUCAAAAAUGGUUUUAAACUUUUGUGAUAUUUAGUGAUAAUUUAAUAAAUCAAAUAUUUACCACUGGUUUAAUUAAUCAAAACAAUUUGAGAUUAUAUCUAAUAUCCAUGAAUUCAGGAGUGACUGUGUUGUCAGAAAGGAAUACACAUUGUCUUCCUUAAUAAAAGAUAUUGAAAUAAGCU
Lottia gigantea (owl limpet) is the source of this 4012-nucleotide messenger RNA. RefSeq lists its product as hypothetical. Bases 1 to 3423 code for a protein of 1140 amino acids. NCBI's taxonomy places the organism in Eukaryota, Metazoa, Mollusca, Gastropoda, Lottiidae. The transcript is spliced from 19 exons. Gene Ontology annotation, molecular function: mechanosensitive monoatomic ion channel activity. Gene Ontology annotation, cellular component: plasma membrane. The record is from RefSeq and is a predicted model, not a curated record.